AUGGAGUCCUUUCAAUCUAUUGCUUCCUCGUGUCAGUCUGCUGUGCUUGAAGCGAUACCAUCGAAAUGGCGCCUCCAAGGACGACCAGAGGGCACGGAUGUUCGUCAUAUACCACGAAGCUGUGGGCUGAUGACACCUCAGCAGCUACUGAUCACCGAGAAGAGCGCCACCGAGCUGCUCUCUGAGCUUCAUUCCGGAUCUUUGACUUCAGUAGAAGUCACAGAAGCCUUUUGUGCACGGGCUGCCAUUGCCCACCAAUGUAUCAACUGCCUCACGGCUUACAUCUAUGAGGAAGCCAUUGCCAGGGCCGCUGAAUUGGACGAGAUAUUCGCCAAAAGCGGGCCUGUCGGGCCAUUGCAUGGACUUCCAUUUGCGGUCAAGGACUAUUAUCAGAUGAAAGGCCAUGCCACAACGCUCGGAUACGUUGCCUGGCACUCCAAGAUAGCCUUGACCGAUGCAUCAAUUGUGCAACUGUUCAAGAAAUGUGGGGCCAUCCCCUUCGCGAGAACCACUAUGCCCCAAACUGGUAUGAUGCUUCAAACAGUCAGCAAUCUUUGGGGCCGUACACUAAAUCCCUAUAAUACCGGGUUUUCGGCCGGUGGCUCUUCUGGCGGCGAUGGGAGCUUGGUCGGGAUGCGCGGAUCCCCAUUUUGUGCCUCUACAGAUAUCGGGGGUAGCAUUCGUGCCCCCGCGACCUUUAACGGUCUCUAUGGUAUUCGGCCAACGGCAGAAAGGAUUCCAAAGAAUGGUCUUGUCACCACCGCUCCGGGACAGGUUUCUAUAAAAGUGUCGUCGGGGCCAGUGUGUCAUAGUGUGGCGGACAUAAAAUUAGUGACAAAGCUACUACUGUCGCAUUUUGAGUACAUUGGAUACGAGUCAACUGCGGUACCAAUGCCGUGGAGAGAGGUCAAGGUGAAGGAGAAGCUGAGAUUUGGGUUGCUUAAGUAUGACGGAGUGGUGAAACCUCAACCGCCGAUUCUCAGGGCAUUAGAUGAAACCGCGGCAUCAUUGAAACGAGCAGGGCAUGAAGACCUCUUCUCACCAACAACUGCAGUCGUAGAAUUCGAGCUCCCUUUUGAUGCGUGGGACGUAGCUUUGACAACGUGGAGGCUAUACUUUCAAACUGGCGCGGCAGAAGUAAAAGCAGUGGCCGCUUCCACGGGCGAGCCUCUAAUGUCCAACUUCUCUUGGUAUCUCGAUACAUUCGAUAUCAAACCACUUACAGUCCCUGAACUCUUCCAACUCAACGCCAAGCAAGCUGAGAACAAGCGACAAUUCUUCGAGGCAUGGAAAGCUGCCAACAUUGAUGCUUUGAUCUGUCCUUGUGCUCCAUCGGCUGGAUUCCCCCACGACUUUCCUGUGUGGUGGGGAUAUUUCUCGCUGUGGAACGUGUUGGACUAUCCUAGCACGAUUCUACCGCUGAAGGGAUUCAAGAUCGAUCCCGUGAUAGAUGCCAAGGAUUUCAAGUAUGUUCCCAAGGAGAAUGUGUUUGACAAAAUGAAUUGGGAGGUCUACGACCCAGUGCUUUGGGGUAACCAACCUGUAUGUAUCCAGAUUGUGCGGCCCCCGUAUACCGACGAAGAAUUGAUCGAUGUCACGGAGAGGGUGGAUGAAAUAUGUAACUCUUAG
Venustampulla echinocandica is the source of this 1629-nucleotide messenger RNA. RefSeq names its product putative Amidase. Bases 1 to 1629 code for a protein of 542 amino acids. Lineage: Eukaryota; Fungi; Ascomycota; Leotiomycetes; Helotiales; Pleuroascaceae. The transcript is spliced from 4 exons. The record is from RefSeq and is a predicted model, not a curated record.